Molecule: messenger RNA, 1684 nt
Organism: Rosa chinensis
Lineage: Eukaryota; Viridiplantae; Streptophyta; Magnoliopsida; Rosales; Rosaceae
Product: cucurbitadienol 11-hydroxylase
Exons: 9
Coding region: 83-1507 (474 amino acids)
Biological process (GO): sterol metabolic process
Molecular function (GO): heme binding; oxidoreductase activity, acting on paired donors, with incorporation or reduction of molecular oxygen; iron ion binding
Source: RefSeq, a predicted model, not a curated record
GUAUAAAUAGAAUGGAACCCUUUCUGUGUUCUGAAACAAUUUCACAUACACUAACACACUUGCAGAAAGUGAAGUAGUUAGAAUGUGGAAUGUUAUGGGAUUGAGUUUAGUAGCUCUGCUACUGAUAUAUAUCACUCACUGGAUAGCCAAAUGGAGGAACCCAAAAUGCAAUGGGGUUCUGCCUCCUGGUUCCAUGGGCUUGCCUCUCAUUGGAGAGACCUUAAGUUUGAUCAUUCCAAGCUACUCCCUAGAUGUUCAUCCGUUCAUUAAGAAGAGACUUCAAAAAUAUGGGCCUAUAUUCCGGACUAGUUUGGCGGGUAGACCUGUCGUAAUAUCAGCUGAUCCUGAGUUCAAUAACUACAUAUUUCAGCAAGAAGGCAAGUCUGUUGAACUAUGGUACAUGGAUACAAUAUCAAAAGUCUUUGUAGGCGAUACCAAGGCAAAUGCAACUGGCGUCAUCCACAAGUACAUAAGGAGCACAUUCAUGAAACACUUCGGUGCUGAGAACCUCAAGGAAAAGUUGCUCCCUCAAAUGGAGGAUUGCGUCAACAAAACUCUUCAUUCGUGGUCUAGUAGGGCAUCUGUUGAAGUGAAGUAUGCUGCCUCAGUUAUGGUUUUGAAUUUUAGUGCAAAGCAGAUGAUCAGUUAUGAUGCUGAAAAAUCAACUGAGAACCUGAGUGAGAAAUUUGCUGAAGUCAUUCAAGGUCUUAUGUCCUUUCCUUUGAAUAUUCCUGGUACUGGAUACUACAAGUGUUUGAAGGGCCAAAAGAAGGUAACAACCAUGCUAAGGGAUAUGCUAAACGAGAGAUGCAAUUCACCCGAGACACACCGAGGAGAUUUCAUCGAUCAAUUAUGCAAUGACAUGGAGAAAGAGAAGUUCUUGACAGAGGAUUUUGGUGUCCUGUUGAUAUUUGGGGGCUUAUUUGCUACCUUUGAGUCCAUUUCAGCUGUGUUGACUUUAGCUUUUAGUCUGCUGGAACAACAUCCCUCAGUCUUACAAGAGUUGACUGCUGAGCAUGAUGCAAUUCUCAAAAAUAGAGAGAAUCCGAAUUCUCCACUCACAUGGGACGAAUAUAAAUCCAUGACUUUCACUCUUCAGGUUAUCAACGAAACUCUCAGGCUGGGAAAUGUUGCACCUGGCUUGUUACGCAGGGCUUUGAAAGAUGUCACAAUAAAAGGGUAUACAAUUCCGGAAGAUUGGGCCAUUAUGGUUGUCCCCUCUGCUCUUUACUUGAGUCCCAAGUCAUUCAAGGAUCCCCUCGAGUUCAAUCCAUGGCGUUGGAAGGACCUUGAUUCACUUGCUACAUCAAAGAUCUUCAUGCCUUUUGGUGGAGGAUUGAGGCAAUGUGCUGGAGCAGAGUAUAGUAGAGUGUUCUUGGCCACAUUUCUGCAUGUAUUUGUCACCAAGUUUAGCUCGACAACAAUCAAAGAAGCACGUGUUGCUCGGAAUCCUAUUUUAGCAUUUGGCGAUGGUAUGCACAUCAAGUUUUCAGGGAAGACAGUUUAAGAUUAAGUAUUUAUGUUAAGUGAUCGUUGUAUGAUUGAACCCAAUAAUAGAAAAUAAAAGGCUGUAAUCAUGUUGUUGAAAAUUACACAAACAUGAAACAUAUAAGCAUAAUAUCUAGCCAAAGAGAGAAGCAAAACACACAUUUCUGGAUCAUGAAUGAUAUUCCACAUUUAUAUA